Candoia aspera is the source of this 924-nucleotide messenger RNA. RefSeq names its product olfactory receptor 6A2-like. The transcript has a single exon. Gene Ontology annotation, molecular function: G protein-coupled receptor activity; olfactory receptor activity. The record is from RefSeq and is a predicted model, not a curated record. Gene Ontology annotation, cellular component: membrane. Gene Ontology annotation, biological process: G protein-coupled receptor signaling pathway. Lineage: Eukaryota; Metazoa; Chordata; Lepidosauria; Squamata; Candoiidae. Bases 1 to 924 code for a protein of 307 amino acids.
AUGCAAAGAGAGAACAGAACAAAUGCAUUUAUCUUGGUUGGGUUUCCUGGAAGCUUUGGAUUACAGGUUUCACUCUUCAUUAUUUUCCUGAUUAUAUAUUCAUUGACUGUCACAGAGAACAUUGUGAUCAUUUUACUCAUCAGGGUGAAUAUCAAUCUCCAUAAGCCUAUGUAUCUGUUUUUAUGCAAUCUUUCUUUCCUGGAGAUCUGGUAUGUCUCUGUCACAAUCCCCAAGAUGCUUGUUGGCUUUGUGAUGGAGAAGAAGGAGAUUUCCUUUAUUGGUUGCAUGGCUCAGCUGUACUUCUUCCUAGCUCUAGCAUGCACAGAGUGUGUUCUUCUAGCUGUUAUGGCCUAUGACCGCUAUGUGGCCAUUUGCUACCCAUUGUGCUAUCCAGUCAUGAUGAGUCAAGAGCUCUGCAUUCUCUUAGCAGCUGGUUCCUGGAUGAGCGGCUUUUUCAUAGCCAUGGGGAAAGUCUAUUUUAUUUCACGCCUUAGCUACUGUGGACCAAAUGUUAUCAAUCAUUUUUUUUGUGAUGUAUCUCCUCUUCUCAAUCUGGCCUGCACUGAUAUGUCAUUGGCUGAACACAUGGACUUUCUACUAGCUUUGCUCAUUCUCCUUGUUCCACUAUCUGUAACAAUUGCUUCCUAUUUUUAUAUCAUCUCCACAGUCCUCCACAUCCCUUCAGCCAAAGGGAAGCGGAAAGCCUUUUCCACAUGUGCCUCACAUCUUCUGGUAGUCACUAUUUUCUACUGUGCUUCCCUUUUCAUCUAUGCACGUCCAAGGGCCCUCUCAUCUGUUGACUCCAACAAGCUGGUAUCUGUUAUUUAUACUGUUCUAACACCACUCCUCAAUCCAGUCAUCUACUGCCUGAGAAAUCGGGAAUUCAAAAAUGCCCUCGGAAAAACUAUUACUGGGACUUUAUAG